GAUGUUGAGCUAAAUCAAACAUAGAAAAUUGAGAAGUUAGAUGGAUUCUUGCUGCAACACAUUGGACCAAAAGCUGUCUCAGUUGGUGAAGAUUUCAUUGUAAAGCAACUUGCUUCUGGAAAUAUUACAAUGCAACCUGUGGCGAUGGAUGGACUAAUCAUCCUAUGCAUUGAAGAUAAUACUGAUAAAAUCAAGGGAGUUUGAAAGUCAACAAAGGUGUGCUUAAUAAUGCUCGAAUAAUGCAAAAGAACCUUCGUGGAAAGAUUCGUUGUUCAACGCCUCAAAGUCGUCUCUUCCAUUUCACUUCCAAAAGAUUUUUAUACACUAUUAGCAGCAUCAUCGUUGCGAUUAUUUAAUGGCUCAUCCUUCUUCCUCCUCGUCUUUGGAUCAAACUAAGCGCCAGUUUGACGUGUUUGUGAGUUUCAGAGGCAAGGAUACUCGUAAUACCUUCACCUCUUACCUUCUUCAGUCCCUACACCGGAAAGGUAUUGAUGCUUUCUUUGAUGGGAAACUCCGGCGAGGCAAGGACAUAUCAGUUCUCUUUGACAGGAUUGAGCAAUCAAAGAUGUCGAUCAUUGUCUUCUCAGAGAACUAUGCUAACUCCACCUGGUGCUUGGAGGAACUCUGGAAGAUAAUGCAAUGCAGAGAGAAGUCCGGUCAUGUGGUUUUACCAAUCUUCUACAAGGUCAGGAAAUCUGAUGUGGAGAAUCAGACAGGGAGUUUUCGAACUCCCUUCCAGAACCCAAAAGCGAGUUUCAAGGGACGUGAGCACAAAGUUGCGGCAUGGAAGGAAGCUCUAAAGACUGCUUCCAAUAUCCUGGGCCAUGUACUUCCUGAGGAACGACCAGAGUGUGAAUUUGUUGAAAAAAUAGCCACGGAAACUUUCAAGAUACUGAAUGAUUUGUCUCCAUGUGAAAUCACUGGCUUCCCAGGGAUUGAAUCUCGUUCCAAAGAUUUGGAGGAGUUAUUGAUGUUCGAUAAUGCAACCUGUACCCGUACCAUUGGGGUCCUUGGCAUGACUGGAAUCGGCAAGACAACUGUUGCUGCUAGCGUUUACAAACGAAACUACCGUCGGUUUGAUGGCUACUGUUUCGUUGAAGACAUUGAGAAUGAGUCGAUAAGGCGUGGAUUACCUCAUUUGCGUCAGAAGCUCCUAAGUAAAUUAUUGGAUGAAGAAAAUGUGGACGUCAGAGCGCAUGGGAGAUUGAAAGAGUUCCUCAGGAACAAGAAGGUGUUUAUUGUGCUGGAUAAUGUGACCGAAGAGAAUCAAAUCGAAGUUCUCAUCGGACAGCAGGAACUGUACCGGAAAGGAAGCAGGAUUGUUAUAACAACCAGAGACAAGAAACUGCUUGAGAACAAUGCUGAUGCAACGUACGUAGUUCCCAGAUUAAAUGACAGGGAAGCUAUGGAGCUUUUCUGCCUCGAGGCAUUUUCUGAAAACCUCCACUCUACGGAAGAGUUUAUGGAUCUAGCAGAGAACUUUGUGUAUUACACUAAAGGACAUCCGUUAGCUUUGAAGUUGUUAGGUUCAGGUCUACGCCACAAGGAAAAAACAUACUGGAUGCAGAAAUGGGAGAGGUUAAGGGUAGUGCCAGACAAGGAGAUUCAGAAAGUGCUAAAAGUGAGUUAUGACACAUUAGAUGAUGAACAGAAGAGCAUGUUUUUGGACAUAGCAUGCUUUUUCAGGUCGGAGAAAGCAGAUUUCGUUUCGAGCAUCCUGAAGUCAGAUCGUGUCGAUGCUGCAGCUGUGAUGAGGGAUCUUGAAGACAAGUGUUUCUUAACUGUUUCUUAUAAUCGGCUUGAGAUGCAUGAUCUACUGCAUACAAUGGCGAAGGAAAUUGGAUAUGAAGCAUCCGUCAAAAGGGAAGGAAAACGUACUAGGCUGUGGAACAACAAAGAUAUACGCCGUGUGCUGGAGCAGAGCACGGGAACUGGUUGUGUUAGAGGCAUUUUCUUGAACAUGUCUAAUGUCGAAAGGAUCAAGCUAAGUCCUGAUGUGUUCAUGAAGAUGUCCAAUCUCAAAUUCCUGAAAUUCCACUAUUCUCAUUGUUCCCAGUGGUGUGAUAACAAGCAUAAAUUUCAGUUCUCUGAAGAGCUUGACCAUAUUCCGGACGAACUUGUGUAUCUUCAUUGGCAGGGGUACCCUUACGAGUACCUGCCAUCAGAAUUUAAUCCAGAGGAACUCGUUGAUCUCAGUCUGCAUCAUAGCUACAUCAAACAACUGUGGGAAGAUGAGAAGAAUACAGAAAAAUUAAGAUGGGUUGACCUCAGUCAGUCACAAGGCUUGCUGAAUCUAUCAGGUUUGUCCAGGGCCAAAAAUCUUGAAAGAUUGGAUCUCGAAGGCUGUAAGAGUUUGGUUUUGUUGGGCUCGUCAAUCAAACAGAUGAACAAACUAAUUUACUUGAACCUCAGAGAGUGCACUAGCCUUGAGAGUCUUCCAGAGGGAAUCAAUUUGAAGUCUCUGAAGACUCUGAUCCUCAGUGGCUGCUCAAACCUUCAGGAGUUUCAAAUCAUAUCAGAAAAUAUUGAGUCCCUUUAUUUAGACGGCUCAACCAUAGAACGAGUUGUUGACCGCAUCGAGAGUCUUCGCAACCUCAUUUUGCUGAAUCUCAGGAAUUGUUGCAGGUUGAAGUGUCUUCCCAACGAUCUUUACAAGCUGAAAUCUCUUCAGGAACUGAUCCUCUCUGGCUGCUCAGCUCUGGAGAGUCUUCCACCCAUCAAAGAGGAGAUGGGAUGCUUAGAGAUUUUGCUUAUGGAUGGAACUUCCAUCAAACACACACCUGAAACUAUUUUGUUGAGCAACCUGAAGGUGUUUUCGUUCUGCGGGUCUAGCAUCGAAGAUUCCACAGAGUUGGCGUUGUUGCCUUUCUCAGGCAACUCUUGCCUUUCGGACCUUUAUCUCACGAACUGCAAUAUCUACAAAUUACCGGACAACUUUAGUUCCUUACACUCGUUGAGGUGUCUAUGCUUAAGCAGAAACAACAUUGAGACUCUACCUGAGAGCAUCGAGAAACUUCAUUGUCUGUUGUUUCUUGACUUGAAACAUUGCCGCAGGCUCAAUUCUCUCCCGGUGCUUCCAUAUAAUCUGCAGUACUUAGAUGCUCAUGGGUGUGUUUCUCUGGAAAAAGUUACUAAACCAGUGACAGUUCCCCUAGUAACUGAGAGGAUGCAUACUACUUUCAUUUUCACGGAUUGCUUCAAACUGAACCGAGCUGAACAAGAAGCUAUCGUAGCUCAGGCCCAACUCAAGAGUCAGCUACUGGCAAGGACAUCUCUUCAACAUAAUCAUAAGGGACUAGUUCUGGAUCCUCUGGUUGCCGUUUGCUUCCCAGGAAGUGACGUACCCUCAUGGUUCUGCCAUCAGAGUAUGGGAUCUUCGAUUGAAACCGACCUCCUUCCUCACUGGUGCAACAAUAAAUUUAUUGGAGCUUCCCUAGGUGUUGUUGUCACCUUCAAGGAUCACGAAGGUCGUCAUGCAAACCGUUUAUCUGUAAGGUGCAAGUGCAGAUUUCAAAAUCGAAAUGGCCAGUCAAUCAGCUUUAGUUUCUGUCUUGGGGGAUGGAACGAGUCAUGUGGAUCAUCUUGCCAUGAACCACGGAAACUUGGAUCUGACCAUGUGUUUAUUAGCUAUAACAACUGUAAUGUGCCAGUCUUCCAAUGGAAUGAAGAGAGUAACGACGGUAAUAGAUGUCGUCCCACUAGUGCCUCAUUUGAAUUCUACCUUACUGAUGGCACUGAAACGAAGCUAGAAAGGUGCAAGGUGACAAGGUGUGGGAUGAGUUUGCUAUAUGCUCCAGAUGAGAACGACCGUGGGUUCCAGGGAACUCGAGUUACAGAUACUGUUGAGCGUACAUUGAGUGAAGCUUAUGUACCCGUUAGAGGUCGGUCACACUCACAAAUUGGAGAAAGAAGGAAUGGUAGAAUGAGAGAUGAAAUCCCCUUAUGAGUGUUUACUCCAAGACUGGAGGUUCUUGGUCUUGAGACCAACGAAAGACCCUUUGGAUGUUCAAAGAAGAGCUCUCUCUACUUAUCUGGCUAAAGUUUGACGUCAAGCUUUUCCUUGGGUGUGAUUGUUAUUUGAGGAUGAUUGAUGAGGUCGUCACCUUACUGCAACUUUGUUCCGCUUUCCAAAAUACAAAACAGAGUAUGGUUCUCUAUCUCUGUUUCUCCCUUUACAUGGCAUGCAUGUUCAGUUGCUUGAGCUUGGUGGAACCACAGCCAUUGGUCUACAAGGUUCCAUGUUUUGAGAAGGUGUUUGCAUAAAAAUGUAUGUGCUCAGUGUUGAAGGAAGUAUGAAGAAAGUCGCGAGAUAAGUCCAAAUUGUUGAGCCAUUAUUUGUUUGUUCUGUGGUUGAUUAAAGAAACUUGUAUGUUUUUAUGAUUGUUGGUAUAUGUAAUUUGUGGUAUAGAGAUGAUUGUUGUUUGAAGCAUAAGGAAUGAGUGCUUGUUAGCUACUAAGUUAUCUGUAUUCAUUCUAUGACAUUAGACUGAUGGAUUUGGCUUGCCACGAAAGUGUGGAUGUUUAGUUUCAUGCUGAAA
Molecule: messenger RNA, 4538 nt
Organism: Brassica napus (rape)
Lineage: Eukaryota; Viridiplantae; Streptophyta; Magnoliopsida; Brassicales; Brassicaceae
Product: disease resistance protein RPP2B
Exons: 7
Coding region: 356-3946 (1196 amino acids)
Biological process (GO): signal transduction; defense response
Molecular function (GO): ADP binding; protein binding
Source: RefSeq, a predicted model, not a curated record